GCACCCCUCAGCAGUCUCUCUUUCCAUAACCUCAUCGUGGCGGUACUAUGUAGGUAUGCACCAGAAUGGGCACUUCACAGCACCGAGUACUCAGCAUAUAGUAUAUAGUAUUUAGCAGGAUCAGCUUCAUCUACAGAUUCAAAAUGCCUUUACACCUGCUGGGCAAGAAAUCAUGGAAUGUCUACAACCCUAAAAACAUCGAGCGCGUGAAGCAGGACGAAGCAGCAGCCAGGGCGCGGGAAGAAGCAGAAGAACAAAGACAGCAGGAAGUCGACGCCGAACGUCGUCUUGCGAUUCUACGCGGCGAGGUUCCACCCCCAUUACCCCCUCCGAGCGCCGACGACGACGAGACUCCUAAGCGGAAACGAGAUCGUGACGACCCGGCACCAUCCUCAAAUCUCGGCAGAGAACGCAAGGAACCGAAAAGGCGGAAGCGCGCGGGAGAAGACGACACGGACUUGGAACUACGGCUUGCGCGCGAGCGAGUGGGACCUUCACAGGGCGCCAGCGCCAACGACGCGCUUGCGAGGAGUAAGAGCGAUGCCCCGGUGGUAGACCAUUCCGGUCACAUCGACUUGUUCCCGGAAGAGCGGACCCGCGCACAUUCCCACAAGAACGAGGAGGCAGAGCAAGAAGCCGCCAAGAAAAAGCGUGAAUAUGAAGACCAGUACACCAUGCGCUUCUCGAAUGCCGCAGGCAGAGGUGGACUAGACGGCCCCUGGUACGCGAAGGGCGGAGAUAUGAAAAGCGUUGUGGCCGAGAGCCUCGAAGCGCCGAGCAAGGACGUGUGGGGCAACGAGGAUCCGCGGCGCAAGGAGAGAGAAGCCGCACGCGCUGUCGCUAAUGAUCCUUUGGCCAUGAUGAAACGGGGCGCCGCGAAGAUACGGGAAGUCGAGAAGGAGAGACAGAAGCUCAACACAGACAGGGAACGAGAGCUCAAACAGCUCCGGAGGGAAGAGAAGAGACAGGAGAAGAAACAGGAGAAGAGGCGGAGACGAGAAGGUGGAACUAGCCGUGAUGCCGAUCUCGAGGGAUUCAGUCUUGACGGCACCAGUUCAAGCCGCGCCGAGCAACAAGCUAAGAAAGACGACGAUGGCGAUCACCGUAAACGGCAACAUGACCGCCAGUCCCGGGAUGAAGGCAAACGAGCUCAAGCUCAAGACCACACUUCGGAGCAUAGAGAGCAUCGACAUCGGCAUCACGAUGAACAUCGAGACCGUGAUAAGCGCCAGGGGUCCAAACACGACCGCCGGCGGGCAGGAAGGGCGGACAAUUAUUAACAUCGCAUCCCCAUCGCUUCCAUUAGUUAGUUAUUAGUGCUUAUAUUAGAUACCCCCCAUGCUUUGUAGACGUGUUCGAUGCUAAUGUAUUCAUCCCGAGACGGAUACUAUUUGU
This is a messenger RNA of Hypoxylon fragiforme, 1395 nucleotides long. RefSeq lists its product as uncharacterized. The record is from RefSeq and is a predicted model, not a curated record. The transcript has 2 exons. The coding region runs from base 144 to 1280 and encodes 378 amino acids. Lineage: Eukaryota; Fungi; Ascomycota; Sordariomycetes; Xylariales; Hypoxylaceae.